GUGGCUUUGGGUGGAGUCUGCCUCGUGUAAAGACUUUCGUGCUCCAUAAAAGUUUUUGCUUGAUUAUUAUUUUUUAAUAGUUGAUAGAGCCCUGGGAUAAGUAUGAGUGGACGAUAUGAUAGCGCCCUGACUGUAUUCUCUCCCGAUGGUCAUUUAUUUCAAGUGGAAUACGCCCAAGAAGCAGUCAAGAAAGGCUCCACAGCUGUUGCAGUUCGUGGUGUUGACACAGUUGUCCUUGCUGUAGAAAAGAGAGCUUUAGCAAAAUUACAAGAUGCUCGAACUGUUAGAAAAAUUUGUUCAAUUGAUGACCACGUCUGCCUAGCCUUUGCUGGUUUAACUGCUGAUGCCCGUGUGUUGGUCAAUAUAGCUCGUGUUGAGUGCCAGAGCCACAAACUAACUGUGGAGGAUCCUGUCACUGUGGAAUACAUCACACGACACAUUGCAACAGUCUGUCAGCGUUACACACAAAGCAGUGGUGCAAGACCAUUUGGUAUCUCCCUCCUGAUGGUUGGUUUUGACGAGGGUAAGACCCCUAAACUAUACCAGACCGAACCUGCUGGUACCUAUCAUGAAUGGAAGGCAGCUGCUACUGGUCGGAGUGCAAAGACUGUGAGAGAGUAUUUGGAAAAGAAUUAUUCAGAGGAAACUGUAGCUACUAAAGAUGAUACAAUCAUUUUAGCUCUAAGAGCACUGCUGGAGGUGGUACAGUCUGGUGGUAAAAGUGUAGAACUAGCAUACAUGGAGAAGGGGAAACCAUUAGAGUUUCUUGAACCAGAUGCUAUUGAGUCUUACAUGAGCAGGAUUGAAAAGAUAAAAGAGGAGGAGCUUGAGAGAAAGAAGACAAGACGUGAGAUGCCAGCUGCAGCUCCGACCUCAUCACGUCCGGAAUUUGCCUCAGUAUCGGACUAGGCCAGUUAGACAUUACAUUUUAAUAACUUAUCAAUGAUAAUAAUAACUAGUUGUUAGGCUAUCGUGUAUUAUUAGAGAUACUUUUAAUAUCCCUGUAUUACUGUGCGAGGUGAUCAUGUUGAAAGUAUGAAAAUUAUGAUAAAGGAAUUCAAAUUGCU
Amphimedon queenslandica is the source of this 1067-nucleotide messenger RNA. Its product is annotated as proteasome subunit alpha type-7-like. The transcript has 7 exons. Gene Ontology annotation, biological process: ubiquitin-dependent protein catabolic process. The coding region runs from base 103 to 909 and encodes 268 amino acids. The record is from RefSeq and is a predicted model, not a curated record. NCBI's taxonomy places the organism in Eukaryota, Metazoa, Porifera, Demospongiae, Haplosclerida, Niphatidae. Gene Ontology annotation, cellular component: proteasome core complex; proteasome core complex, alpha-subunit complex.